Porites lobata is the source of this 848-nucleotide messenger RNA. NCBI's taxonomy places the organism in Eukaryota, Metazoa, Cnidaria, Anthozoa, Scleractinia, Poritidae. The record is from the annotation of a GenBank genome assembly.
AUGGAAGCAUUUGCGUGUCAUUUUCUUACUGACAGCUUUGCCAGUGGACACAUUAGGUAAUGAUCCAUCCAGUCAGGCUAUGUUGUAAUGUUUUCAUUCAUUGCUAAGGGUCUCUUAUUACAGCGUGAAAGGAUUACAACGUCAAAGGCAGUUUUCAGUUAAAGAAAAGCCAUGGGUACAAGGAUCGAAAAACCCUCCACGGUACACGGUUGCGUGUACUUGUUUGUGACACUUUUUGAAUUUCAAAUGCCGAUUGUUUGUAUUUUAAGUAACUAAAAAAAGUAAUUUUGAUAUUGAAAAGUACAUCACAAGUGAAUUGUUUUAAAAAGGAAAAAUAGCUGUAUAAAUAUAUUCGUUUAUUUUACGGAACUUUGAUGCCUUGUAGUUAGGUUUAUUUUUAUAAAUCUUUCAUGAGAUGGCGUCAUGCUGACUUGUUAAGAAUCUGAAUAACAUCCAUAAAAAUAUCUACUUGCAGGACGCCAAGAGUUGAGCUUGGAAGGGCGACCAUUCUUGGAAAAAAAGGCCAUUUACUCAGUAAGUACAUGCAUGACGAGGACAACAAACAUGGUGUGCGUGUGACAAAUCUGAGGGGUGAUAAAUGGAUUGCAUAUGGUGAUGGGAUGUUGCUCGAAGGAAAGAGCAGAGAUAAUCUUAGGAUUGUAGUAAAAGCUGUGCAGAUUUCAGUUGAUCAAGUCUACGAGGCGUACAGCAACCCCACCAAAGCUCUUGAUCCUUCUGGGGUGACCGAAUUAAUACCUUUUAUUGACCUCGAGGAGACAAACAACGCCCCACUUUUUCAGGUGAAGGAUGGCAAAGUCCACAGAAGAUCAAGCAAGAAUGAUCUUUAG